Messenger RNA from Bicyclus anynana (squinting bush brown), 3566 nucleotides. Its product is annotated as organic cation transporter protein. The record is from RefSeq and is a predicted model, not a curated record. The transcript has 8 exons. Gene Ontology annotation, molecular function: transmembrane transporter activity. Bases 1782 to 3377 code for a protein of 531 amino acids. NCBI's taxonomy places the organism in Eukaryota, Metazoa, Arthropoda, Insecta, Lepidoptera, Nymphalidae. Gene Ontology annotation, biological process: transmembrane transport. Gene Ontology annotation, cellular component: membrane.
GUGUUCGGCCUCGCGAUGACGUCAUUUUCGAUCUUAUUUGUAAAACAUCAUUCUGCGUCUGCUUUAUUUGAUGAGUAUGAUAAGUUUCUUCUCUUUCAGGCUUUAUAUUCUCCGAAUAGGUGCGAGAUGCAACAGCUGCGCGGCAAAUAUCCAAGGCUUUCUUAAGCGUCAAAUCCUCCUCUCUGAGCAAACGUUCCCGAAUGGCGGCACUCGUCACGCCACACACCAGUCUAUCUUUAAUUAAUUCCUCUUGCAAAUCUCGAAACUCACAAUUUUGAGCUAGUUUACUUAACUCGAACACAUACUGCUCAAUUGACUCGUUAUCACGUUGAUCUCGAAUAAAAAACUUGUGACGUUCGACCGUCAAAUUUUUCUUUGUUUGAAACUGUUCAUCUAACUUUUUCCAUAUAUAUUCGACAGUCGUACAUUUCUCAGGCCAUCGAUCUAACACUUCUCGACACUGUUCACCCACAACAUGCAAUAAUAUGUUCGCUUGAAUCUCCACAGACUUAUUACUUAUUUCACACGCUUUGUUGUAUAUUUCAUAACUUCUCUUCCACUUAAUCCAUUUUUCAUGUAUACUCCCAGCAUCAGAAGCAUUCUUAUCAAAAUAAAACGCGGACGGCGGUGUCAGGACACUUUCCAUUAUACAAGUACUUUUCACAAAUUAUUAAUAUACAUAAUAAUAAUUUAAUUUUCCGGCUGCGCCAUGUAAGGUCGUGCACAAUGAAACCAGCGUUAAGCUUGUACUAACUUUAUUUCAACUGUCAUUUUACAUCACAUAUUUAUUUUAUCAAAUACCCUCACAAAUGACAGCUCAGCGAGUCGCGAUGCUGAAGUGGUAAAGGGUAGAGACGAGAAAAGCGCAGUGUUGCUCGACCCCCACUAAUCGAUCGAGGAUAACAAGCGAGUUGCAGAGCGCCGCUCGAUGUUGGAGUCUAGAGACUAUUGUGCUUGAAAGUCCAUGCUAGAGGCUUAUGUCUAGCAAUAGUGAUCCAUCGACUGAUGAUGAUGAUGAUGAUGAUAAAUGAUUUGUUUAAAUAACUUUCGUAGUUUACUAUACAAUGUGACUAAAGUUUUCUCCGCCUCAGUUUCGACGCGCUAGUGAUAUAUUUAAUGGUAUAAAAUUUUUGAUAAUGAGGAUGAGUACGAGUAGGUACUUAAAUAGUACUUGUAGUAGUUACCGGUACGGAAUACUUAUGAUAAUAUAUAUAAUAUAUUAAUAAAUUAAAAUACUUUUAAUAGUGCAAAGUACCCGCUACCGCAAAAUGACAGGACGAGGAAAUAAAUAAAUUGCCAAAUGACUUUUCUCAUAACUCGGGAAUUCGUUAUUAUUUUUAUCCUAUCUGCCAUAACGUUCGAGAAUAUCUUCGUCGAACACAUGCCUAUACUUUUUCGUUAAUAGUAUUUAUAUUUCCUAAAGGUAUAGCCAGGCCACAGAAAUUAUGCAUAAUAGUACAAGUAGCCGAAUCAACUCGGAUCGCACGCGCGUUGUUCUUUUUAAAACUUGAUUGGUUUUAUUUAAAUAAUAAUUAAAUCAGAGGUUCUGAGGAAAUAAAUAAAAAAUAUAUGAUUUAUGACAUCCUUUUUUGUGGCGUAGAUGUUAGCGUAUUAUUUAAGUACGAACCAUCAAAAAUCGAAAUGACCAAAGUUGUGUGACUGAAGUAAGAAAAAAAAAUAUUCAACGGAACAUACAACCUCAUCCUUUUUGAAAGUCGGUUAAAAAAGGAAGAAGUCUAUUGUGUAGUCGACUUUAUUUUCAAAGUUGAAGGUGAAUUAAAAUGACGGUAAACGUAAUUAAUAGUGCGGGGGGCGAUGCUUACUUGGGUUUCGAAAAAUUCGGCAGAUUUCAUUACAUACAAUGCUUGUUGGUAUGCUUGCCACUGAUGAUGGUAUCCAUGAUACAUGUGAAUUACAUCUUUGUCGCUGAAGACGUCAAUCACAGAUGUCUGCUCCCUGAAUGCGAAGAUGCUAAUCCAAGCGUGGAGGUACCAGUUUGGUGGCCCAAAGACGUGGACGCCAGAUGCUUCAAACCGGUCGUUGAUAUGCAAGCGUAUGAUAGCUCAAAUCAGACGUGUUCAAAUAACACGUUUGUUGAGAUACUGGAGGAAUGUCAUCAAUGGAUUUACGAUAAUGAGAAUUCUAUCGUAUCUGAGCUCAAUUUGGGUUGCAAGUCGUGGAAAUCGACUCUGGUUGGAGGGAUACACAACGCCGGGACCAAAGCUUCUCUAAAAAAAAAUAAUUUUUAUCUUUUCAGAGUUGGACGAAAACCUACCAUCAUCAUAUGCUCUAUUGGUGGAGUUGUUGGAGUAGCGAAAAUAUUUAUUAAAAAUUACUACGCAUACCUGGGCGUAGAAUUUUUAGAGUCGGUUUUAGCAUCGGGAUUAUAUACCGUUGCAGUGGUUUUAUUAAUAGAAGUCGGCGGUGAAUCUCAACGCGUAUUGGCCGGUUUUAUAUUUUCAUACGCUAUCUAUGUAGGCGAAGUAAUAUUUGCAUUUAUAGCGUUGACCCUAAAAUACUGGAAAACGUUAAUUUUAGUAGUGUACACCCCGAUGGUUCUAUUCUUGGCCUACAUUUUUGUUUUAAAAGAGAGUACAAGAUGGCAGCUGCUCAGAGGUAAAACAGAAGAAGCAAAAGAUACGUUAAAGUUAAUCGCAAAGCUAAACAAACUCAAUCUUACAUCGGAAGAGAUUACUCAAAUAAGCGACGAAGAUCUGCGAUUCAAAUUCAACAUAGUAAUACAAAAGGAGAGAGAGAGUUUCAAAGAUAUUCUGGUUUCUAGAGAGAUUAUGCUACGAUUGAUAAUUACAUCGUUCUGUUUCUUCACGUCCAGUUUCGUGUACUAUGGUUUAGCUGUCCAUGCGGUAUUGUUACCAGGGAAUAAGUACAUGAACUUUGUUCUAUCAUCCGUCGCUUCCUUCCCGGGUGAUUUGAUCGCGUUGUACGUAUUCAAGAAAUACGGAAGGAAGAUAUCGUUGCAAUGUGGCUACGUCAUUUCUGCAAUAUUUCUCAUCGCCCAGACGUAUACUCCUGACUCAAUAUCCUGGUUGAAAAUUGUAUUAUUUUUGUGCGGGAAACUCAGUGUGGUUGUCUGCUUCACUGGUGUGUACACCUACAGCUUGGAGCUGUUCCCUACGAGUGUUCGCGGCACGCUGUUUGGAUGUGGCAACACCGCUGCUAGAGUUGGGAGCAUGCUCGCACCACUCACUCCUUUGUUGGUCAAACAACUUAACUCAUUGCCAUCAAUUUUGUUUUCGUCGACGGCGAUAUUAGCCGCUUUUCUUCUAACGCUUACACCUGAAACCAAGAUGCUACCAAUGUUUGACACGAUAGAACAAGUAGAAAACUAUAAGUCUAAAGUUAUGACGCAUUUAUAAAUUUUUAAUGGAAUUAGUCACCCUGGAAUGCCCCUCCAGCUUCUAAUUCCUACAAAUUGCAACAGGGAUUGCGAACCUAUUUGAUUUUUCUAUUAUAAAAAGAGAGUAUUAGCCCUGUAGUUGGCUGCUAAAAUAGGCUGAGAUGAUUGUAAAAUUGUAAAUAUCUGGAAUUAAACAAUUUAAAUUAUA